This is a messenger RNA of Coregonus clupeaformis (lake whitefish), 1321 nucleotides long. Its product is annotated as G-protein coupled receptor 54-like. The record is from RefSeq and is a predicted model, not a curated record. Bases 1 to 1128 code for a protein of 375 amino acids. Gene Ontology annotation, molecular function: G protein-coupled peptide receptor activity. The transcript is spliced from 5 exons. NCBI's taxonomy places the organism in Eukaryota, Metazoa, Chordata, Actinopteri, Salmoniformes, Salmonidae. Gene Ontology annotation, biological process: neuropeptide signaling pathway. Gene Ontology annotation, cellular component: membrane.
AUGUUCCCUCCAGACGUGUGGAAUUCUACGGACCUGAUGUGGUUCAAUGCGUCUGAGUUGAAUGCUUCUCUGGAGGAUUCGGAGGAGGGGGACCACCCGUUCCUGACGGACGCCUGGCUGGUGCCUCUCUUCUUCGCCCUUAUCAUGCUGGUGGGGCUCAUCGGGAACUCGCUGGUCAUCUAUGUCAUCUCCAUACACAGGCAGAUGAGGACGGCCACCAACUUCUACAUAGCUAACCUGGCUGCCACAGACAUCAUCUUCCUGGUGUGUUGUGUCCCGUUCACAGCCACUCUCUACCCGCUCCCUGGAUGGAUAUUUGGGGACUUCAUGUGUAAAUUUGUUGCUUUUCUACAACAGGUGACUGUUCAGGCUACUUGCAUCACCCUCACUGCCAUGAGUUGGGAUCGCUGCUAUGUCACAGUGUACCCUCUAAAGUCCCUACGCCAUCGCACUCCACGAGUUGCCAUGAUUGUUAGCAUCUGUAUAUGGAUCGGUUCCUUCCUUCUAUCCACCCCGAUCUUCAUGUAUCAGAGGAUUGAGGAGGGUUACUGGUAUGGACCGAGACACUACUGCAUGGAGAGGUUUCCUUCUAAAACCCAGGAGAGGGCUUUCAUCCUGUACCAGUUCAUAGCUGCCUACCUGCUACCUGUCAUUACCAUCUCAUUCUGCUACACAUUCAUGCUGAAGAGGUUGGGCCAGCCGUCAGUGGAGCCAGUAGACAAUAAUUACCAGGUCCACCUGUUGUCAGAGAGGACCAUCACUCUGAGGAGUAAGAUCUCCAAGAUGGUGGUGGUGAUUGUCCUCCUAUUCACCAUAUGCUGGGGGCCUAUCCAACUCUUCGCCCUGUUCCAGUCCUUCUACCCCAACUACAGGGUCAACUACGCUACCUAUAAGAUCAAGACGUGGGCUAACUGCAUGUCCUACGCUAACUCCUCCAUCAACCCAAUCAUUUACGGCUUCAUGGGAGCCAGUUUCCGCAAGUCCUUCAAGAAGACUUUCCCCUUCCUGUUCAAACACAAAGUGAGAGACAGCAGUGUCACGUCGCGCACGGUUAAUGCAGAAAUCAAGUUAGUUGCUGCAGAGGAAGGCAACAACGAUGGGAAAUUAAAUGAGCCAUGGGCUGAGUGAGCUGCUGGGGGGCAAAGCUGCUGGGGAUUCAGUUCACAUUGGCACACAAACAGAAAAACACAUGAUAGACUGCUGCGAAUGCACACUGCUCAACAUACACUGCUGUGUACUCACACUUUUCAGAAGGCAAAGACCCCCUGGUGGAAGCAGUUGUUUGUUUGCAAUUCUACAAAAGCUGACUGAUCCUGCUUUA